Molecule: messenger RNA, 1374 nt
Organism: Penicillium salamii
Lineage: Eukaryota; Fungi; Ascomycota; Eurotiomycetes; Eurotiales; Aspergillaceae
Source: the annotation of a GenBank genome assembly
AUGGUCAACAUACUCCGUAUACAAGGCGCCUCUUGGCUCCCGUCUGGUACCUCGCUAAAUGCCGAUCUGGCGGAUUCAUCUCCCCCAGGGGACUUUACAACUACAACCACCCUAUUUGAAACGUCAUCUUCUUCCAGCACAAUGUUGGUCUCCUUGACAGUCGGAAAGGUUGACGCGGGUGUCGCGGUUCUCCUCACCCAAGAUAAUCGACUCAUCGAGUUCCCCUCAGUCCUCCUCCCAGACAACAUUGCAUCCGGCAGCAUUGUCGACAUCACCGUGUCGCGCAACCAUGCCGCCGAAUCAGCAAACGCAUCAGCCUUCCAGACCCUCCAGAAACGAAUCCUCAAUACAUACGGCGUCAAAGCCCCCACGGCGCCGAUUCUGCGCCUCCGAAAUGCCACCCAGACCUCGCUCGUGCUAGAGUGGGACCCAAUCGAUCUGGCGACUGCGUCCCUGAAAUCGCUCUCCCUCUAUCGCAAUGGCUCCAAGGCCGGCUCGAUUCCUCGUCCCCUCGAAACCCGCAGUACCAAGAUCAGCGGCCUCGCAAUUCACUCCGAAUACUCUUUCCACCUCGUUCUACGCACUACGGCCGGUACCUACCAGUCUGAAAAGCUGACGUGUCAAACCCACAAGAUGACAGAUCUGUCGGGUAUCACAGUGACAACAGGGAUUCUGGAUCCCCAGCAAAAGGAGGCCCUUGGUGCUGCGCUGGAUCGCAUUGGUGGAAAAAUGAUCGACACUGUCCGCAUCGAUACCACUCACUUCGUCUGCACAGAAGGCCGGGGCCAAUUGUGGGAGAAGGCUGUUAGCAUGAACAUUCCUGUCGUUGUACCAGAGUGGGUGGAUGCUUGCGAAACAGAAGGAACCAUUGCCGGUGUGCGUGGCUACUAUCUCAAUGCAGACCCCAAGGCCCGUCAACUAGGUGUGAUCCACGGCUCGUCCCACCAACGUACCACUUCUACUCUCUCCUCUGCAACUCAGCCUCAGGGAAGGCCUAGCUCGCAGCCCCAGCGUAGCCCUGCGCAAGAGCAGGUGCCAGAGGAACCACCUCUGACUCCUUUCCCUGGUGGUGAGAUGAGUGGACAGCCCCAGGCUCAGGCUGAAGAGGUACAAUCGGAAGAUGGGGAAGUGUCGCCUCCUCCUCCUCCGCCCAAGGAUGAUGCUGAGAGUUCUAAUAUUGUUGAGAAUGGGACUGACUUGGCGCAUGGUUCGGACGCGAAGGAUGGUGAAUCCGAGGUCGGGGCUGAAAAGAGUGACGAACCAGAUAAAGAGCAGACUCUUCCGCAAAACAGGCCUGAUGGUGAUUCUGAGGCUAGUCCUAAUGUGAAGAGCAAAGGCAAAGAGGGUGAUGAUUUCAACGAAGUCCCGCUGUGA